ACCCCCCUCUGUCAUACACGCACUUGAAAUCUUGAAUGGGUUGAGCUAAAAUUCUUGAAUUUCCUUAAGAAUAGCUCAAGUUGGGCACUGAUGCAUUUGAAAUUAGAUAAUUGCAAGAAAUUACUAGAUUGAGCUCUUUGCUUUGACCAGAGAAAAAUUUAGGAAAUAUGUGAUCCGUAUGUCUUACUUGAAUUGUGGGUCAAUACGCUUUUGUCGGUUUCUGGUCUAAAUUCAAAAGGAAAAAAAAUUGGGCUCUUUAAGAUCAGAUUCUAGUUAGAUUAACGUUGUGGAGAUUUUAUUAUUUUUCGUGGUUAUUUUCUUCAUCUUUCAACCUUAAUCAUCGAGAAUUUUUAUUGUUUCUUCAAAUUUUCUUGCCUACACAAUCAUUGAUGUGGGUAUGAGCCAAAAAUGGUUGCAGAAAGACAAAAUUCAAAGAUGGUAACCAGAACGGUGGAUCUCCGGUCCGACACUGUCACUAAACCAACAGAAGCAAUGAGAGCAGCCAUGGCAAAUGCAGAGGUUGAUGAUGAUGUUCUGGGUUAUGAUCCGACUGCCUCAAUAUUAGAGACUGAAAUGGCAGAAAUCAUGGGCAAGGAAGCAGCCCUGUUUGUUCCAUCAGGCACCAUGGGUAACCUUAUUAGUGUGCUUGUGCAUUGUGACAUUAGAGGAAGUGAAGUAAUUCUUGGACACAAUUCCCACAUCCACAUUUAUGAGAACGGAGGCAUUUCAACUCUUGGAGGUGUGCAUUCGAGGACAGUGCAGAAUAACAAGGAUGGAACCAUGGAUAUUGAUUUAAUCGAAGCUGCAAUUAGAGAUCCGAGAGGGAGCCUUGUUUAUCCUACUACUAGGCUUAUCUGCUUGGAGAAUUCACAGGCCAAUUGUGGUGGUAGAUGCCUAUCUAUAGAGUAUACAGAUAGAGUUGGAGAAUUAGCAAAGAAGCAUGGUUUGAAGCUUCACAUUGAUGGGGCUCGCAUUUUCAAUGCAGCAGUUGCACUUGGAGUUGCUGUGGAUAGGCUGGUUCAGGCAGCUGAUUCAGUUUCGGUAUGCCUAUCGAAAGGUUUGGGUGCACCAGUUGGAUCAGUUGUAGCUGGUUCAAAAAGCUUUAUUGCAAAGGCAAGAAUUCUCAGGAAAACAUUAGGAGGUGGGAUGAGACAGGUUGGAAUCCUUUGUGCUGCUGCUUUAGUUGCCAUACAAGAGAAUGUUAGAAAGCUCGAGGACGAUCACAAGAAAGCCAAGACGCUCGCGGAGGGACUGAAUCAGAUUAAAGGACUAAGAGUGGAUGUCGCUGCCGUCGAAACCAACAUUGUAUAUUUAGAGAUAGAAGAAGGCUCAAAAUAUACAGCAGAAACUCUACGCAAGAGCUUGGAACAACAUGGUAUACUCGUGAUGCUAGCCGGCCGACUCAGGAUUCGGAUUGUUCUUCAUCAUCAAAUCUCAGCAAGUGAUGUGCAGUUCGCUUUAUCAUGCUUUCAGCAAGCUUCAACAGGUGUGCAAGGUGAAAAUGGCAAGUAGUGGAAGAAACUUCUCUGAAUUUCUCUGUAAUAAGAUCAUUUCGAUCUGUUAAGUAGAAGUGUUUCCCCUUCAUUACAAGAACAGAGGUGUCAAGAUUUAAACCUGUAUUCGGUAUUAAGAUUUCAACAUUCAAAUGAAAUAAUAAAUAAUAAUGUAUUUCUUUGGUGGAUUU
Messenger RNA from Manihot esculenta (cassava), 1684 nucleotides. Its product is annotated as probable low-specificity L-threonine aldolase 1. The transcript has 10 exons. The coding region runs from base 409 to 1512 and encodes 367 amino acids. The record is from RefSeq and is a predicted model, not a curated record. Gene Ontology annotation, molecular function: L-allo-threonine aldolase activity. Gene Ontology annotation, cellular component: cytosol. NCBI's taxonomy places the organism in Eukaryota, Viridiplantae, Streptophyta, Magnoliopsida, Malpighiales, Euphorbiaceae. Gene Ontology annotation, biological process: L-threonine catabolic process; glycine biosynthetic process.